Molecule: messenger RNA, 5178 nt
Organism: Prorocentrum cordatum
Lineage: Eukaryota; Dinophyceae; Prorocentrales; Prorocentraceae
Source: the annotation of a GenBank genome assembly
GUGCAGCCGCGGCACUUUGAGCGGCGCCACGGUCGCGCCGCAGCGGAGGUGGAGGCGCGCGUCCAGGACGGGCUGAUCACCCCCGUGAAGCCGCGCUGGGGCCCGAAGCUCUGCGCCUCGCGCUCGGUCCUCUCCGCGCUGCUGAAGGACCUGCUGGCGCGCGGGCUGGGCGGGCUGCGGACCUCCAUCCGCGCCCGCGUCGCGCUGUUCUUCCGCGCCAAGGAGGGCGGCUCGCAGUGCGUGGUCGUCGCCGCCCGCGAGGCAACCAGUGCCCUCCGCGACCUCGACCUUAGCGACGCCGCCUUCGAGGCUGCAGGCUGCAACCCGCGGGCCGCGGACAUCCACGUCGCCAGCCUGGAUUUGUGCCGGGGUUUCUACCAGUGCCGCGCCAGGCAGCUCGCGCGGCGGUUCGGCACGGAGUUUGCUUUCGCGGCCCGCGAGCGGGGCGUCGCCUCCUGCUGCGACGAGGGCGCCGCGAUGGAGCUCCCCGUCGAUGGCGACGCCGCCCUCUACUUUGUCAUGGAGGUGCUCUGCAGGGGCUUGCGCUGGUCACUCUACUUCUGCCAGUCGAUCAUGGGCGCCCCCGCGCCCUUGGUCGCUCCUGGACAUCCCGCUUUCUCGGUGCACGUCGACGGCGGCGCUGUGAUCGGCUUCCACCGCGACGACGCGCAGCGCGGCCUGGGCCGCUACCUCGCGCGGCUGGAGGAGAUGGAUUUCGUCGUCCACGACGUCGAGCCUGCCCAGACCGAGCUCACCCUUGUCGGCUUGUGCUUUCUGCGGGGGGCCCUGCUCCAGUUGCUCCUCGCCGAGAAGUACACCUGGCUGCUGCAGCAGGUCGGCUGCCCUGGCGUCGCGCUCCAGCGUGUCGUCGGGCACCUCGUGCAUCGCUUCCGCCUGAUGCCGCGGGGCUUGUCUGCCCUGGGCCACUGCGAUCGCUUCUUGCAGCGUUAUGGCCGUCGCGAGUGGGGCUGCUUCAGCGAUGCCCUCGACGCCGAGCUUCGCGUCCUCAAGGGCCUCGUGAAGCUCGUCGACGUGGACCUUGCAGCGCCGCGGGCGAUUGCGGUGCUCUGGGGGCAGCUCGACCUUCGGUUCAAGAUCGAGGAGGCCAACCUCGCGGACGCGUCCGGCGUCGGCGACCGCGUUGCGGCGCACGCCCCGCACUUGGCCGCCGAGUUUGGGUCGCUCGGCUUGGGCGUCGCCGGCAUCGCGGAGCAGGCAGGCCCGCCUCGCGCGCGGCCCCCUUCCCUGCCCCGCCGGCGCCGGGCGCCCUGCCGCGUGGUCGAGGCCUCGGGCGCUUUCCACUCGCUGGGCGACGCCUGCACUGACCCCAACCGCUGGCUCAACAUCGCGAAGGGCGGCUGGGCCUACCACAACGCCACCCACAUGAAGGAGGCGCGGGUCGCGCUGAUGCAGCUUCGGCGGGCCGCCCGUUGCUCCGCCAUUCACGGCGUGCGGCUGCUGGGGCUCGCCGACAACCUGAGCGCGGCGGCCAUCGCGAUCGGCGCCGAGAUCGCCUGGCACCUCAUGCGCAUGCAGAGCGCGCGCAAUUGCACGGACUGCGACUCCCGAGCUGCUGAUCGCGGAGAGGUCCCGCUGCUGCACCCGCUGCUGUUCGGCGGGCGCGCCGAGAGCGGGCUGCCGCAACGCCUGGGCUUCUGUGCCCGCAAGCGACCGCCGUCUCCUGCGUGGCUCGUCGCCCCUCCGCAGCCCUUGCCCAGCUCCGUCUGGCCUGCCGCGCGAGGCGACGGGGCUGCCGUGUCUACUGCAUCUCCUAGAAGGCGCGUCAGUUUGUGCCGGCGGCCGGGCAUCUAUUGGACGAUCGAGAACCCGCUGCGCUCAGCGCUGUGGGAUCAUCCUCUCGUCCGUCCUCUCAAGUUGCCUCAGUCGGUCUUCGUUGAUUUAGAUAUGUGCGAGUUCGGUGCUCACUAUCGGAAACCCACUGGCCUCUUGGGUGCGCCCCCUGGUCUCAGCCAGUUGCAUCGCUGUUGUCAGGGUGGCCACUAUCACGACUUCUUGGAAGGGAAAAUCUACGCGGUGCCUCCGUCGAGCCCCCAGACCACGGCAGCCUCUGCCCCGCGCGCCGCGGCUCGGCCGGCUCGAGCGGCCUGGCGCACCGCCCUUGCGGGCGCCUACCUUCCAGGCACCUGCCGCGCCUGGGCCGCCAUCUCCGCCGGGGCGGCACCCCGCGGCGCGCGGCUCGGCGCGGCCGAGGGCGGCAACUCAGUGGGGCGCGGCCAGUGGCACGCUGCGCUACAGCCGACCGCUGGGCUCGGCGCCGGCCCCCUCGGACCUCGGCUCGACCCGCCCCCCGCCGACGGCGUCCGCGAGUGUCCGCUUCACGGCCGAGCGCUGCCCGCCGACCUCGCAAAGCUCGACGAGAUCCUGAAGGCGUUCAUCACGGAGCUGUACUUCGACGGCGAGGCCGUCAGCGCCGGUCGCGCGAUGCUGGCGGCGGUCGCGUUCAGCCUAAACCUCGGCUUCGGCGGCAAGGGCGCCCCGCAGCGACUGCAAGAAGCGCAGCUUGCGUGGCGCAACGCGGUGCGCAUCGAGUUCAUGCACAGCGCCUGCGCGAGGGCGCCAGCGGCGCAGGGCCGCAUGGCCGUAGCGGCGCGCCUGGCCGUAAGGGGCGGCGCCAUGAUUGCCGCAGGGGUUGAGGAAUGGGAGACGUAUGAGUUUGAUGCGUAUGAGGACGUGGACUUCGACUCGCAGGGCAUUCCAAGACCACGCGACGACGACGUGGACUUCCCCGUCAGCGACUGGUCGGCGGAGCAGCGAGAGGAGGAGUAUUCCAGGGUCGGCGCGUUCCCAAAUUGUAGCGGAGUGCGUUCGCUGGCGUGCGAGAUCAUCUGCGUCGGGCCCCGCCAGGCGGAAGCCGACUUCGAGGGGGUGUGCGUCAGGGACUUUCCCGUGGAGAAGCAGAGGGGCAUGGCGGGGUACACUUCGUUCGCGCAGAACUGCAAGGACGAGGCCAAAGGGCGCCUUAAGGAAAUAUUAUGCCGCAGUGGCGGCGAAGCUCUCUACGGCACGCUUUCGCACUCGCAUUUGGCAAUCAUUCUGCGGGCCAUCGACGCGGGGGCAAAGUGGGAGAUCCCUGCAGACGACCUGACCCCUGCGCAGGUGGCGAUGCUGCAGCCCAUGUGCGAGGUCGGCACAGGCUUGCCGAUGAUGCCCGCAGCGGCGGGCAAUGACCCUGCGGCGCAGAAGCUCGUGAAGGAGGGGAUGCUCUACGAGGUGCCGGGCCCUGAUGUCAUGCUUGGCGAACAGAACUGCUCCAUCAUGGCCCAGGCCAUUAGUCGGCCACAGGCGUUCUCCAUGCGGAUGUCGGAGCUGGAGGCGAUGAAAGUAUUCUCCUCAGAGAUCAAGAACGCAAAGGCGGACGGCAGCGACGCGAUCACCUACGAGAGCGCGAUGCAGGCGGCAGGCGCCCGACUGUGGAGCCCCCCCCCCGACCUCCCUUUCUGCGACUUCUUCAACUUCAUCCUGAACCUGGGCGCCGAUGGAGGCCCUCACAUACGGGAACUCAUCGACAUCGUCGAGACGUACGUCAAUUCUGCUACGGGAAUGUCGCGCCUGCCUGCGUUCGGCCUCGUGGGGGAGGUGAGCGCGCAGUUCCCCCGCGCGAAGGUGGCCGUCAUCGCGCGGGCCUGCAGGUUGCCGCCCAAGAAGGCUUCCAAACAGACGGGGGCGCCAGGCUGGCGCAUCGAGCCCGAACUUGCGUGGAAGCAGCGAACCCUGGAGCCGCUGUUGCGGCUCAUGGAGGGUGUUCUCCACGCGCGCCACGCGGCCCUGAGAACCGAAAUCGCGAAGCACCUGGACAACGGCGCCUCGGUGGUGGUUCAGUUUCUGACCAACGUUAACAUCCAGCGCGCCAGCGCCAUGGCUGUCGCGGUCAAGGGGGCCAACCCCUCGACGGCGAAGGCCCGCGAGGCGCUCUUGCAGGGGCGCAAGGCGGCGUACGCGAACGCCCUACCGACAGAGAAAGCUGCCGCGCUCAUGGCGACCUUCCAGGCACAGGAGGACUGGAAUUGGUUCGAUUUUGCAACGCUGCCGCCCGAAGAAAUGACAACGGCUCAGGAAAAGGGGGGCGGGCCCGCCGCGCAGCCCGCGGCGAUCGCGUCCAGCGCGAUCACUGGGCGCCCCGAGAACGAACAGGCCACCGUUAAGAAGGGGGAGAGGCCAGCAAUGUGGUUUCUACUGCCAGUCACGGAGUGGUUGGCCCAGGCAGCCGCCAGGGACAUGGGCAAGAGGGUGGCCUACAUGGGGGCGGUGCUGCAGGUGCUACGGGAGAAGCACUUGGUUCACGUGGAAGUGUGGGCCAAGAACCCAGAAGAGCCUGUGAAGACUUCGUUCUACAUGCAUCCAGAGUUUGCCGCGCCCGGCAGCAAGACGCCCUACGACGUGGAGGAGACGGACCCCGCUCAACGAGAGUGGAAGUGGGCGGGCAAGGAUUCCAUGCACCCCUUCUGGAGCGCGACGAAGCUCACGGCCGAAGAGCUUGGGGCGCGAAGCGUCGCUGAAGCAGGGGCGGGGCGAGCGCGUUUUAACGUGGAGCUCGCGCCGAAGGAAGUGAACAUAGCCAUCUGCGGUCGGGCCAUCUGCGUCCGAAUCCCAGUGGCGACCAACGCCGUGGAUCUCCAGGCGGGCGAGGAACUGAUCAUGGAAUACACGCAUGUGAAGAGGAAGAAGGAAGCGGCCCCGACCGACCGGUGGAAAGCCGCGAAGAAGGAUGGGGGGCUGGAGAGCGAUGCUGCGCGGUGCCGCCGCAGCGUAUCGGUUCCAGCGCAGACGCUCGCCCCCUUCGGCUCCGCCUGCGCGGCGGGCGACGCAGCGGCGUCCAUGGGGAAGUCGAAGACCGCGCGUGCUUCCCCCCAGUGGGAACCCGCGCAGCUGGGCGAACGAUUCUCUGUCUGGGGCGGUCGGUUGACAGAGCCGCGCGCGCUCUUGGAGACCGAGGAGAUCUCUACCAUCGCAGGGCGCGUGAAGUUCGUCGACUUUUCUGUGGGCCUGCCGUGGGUAGUCCAUGCGCUCGGCUACGCGCUCAGGAAUUCAAACGGGGCUUCUGUGCAGGGGCGCGCGUGGAAGGAUAUCGCGGACGCGUUCAAGGCCCAAGCGCGAGCCGAGGGCGCCGCAGCGGCGGCUGGCGAGGACGACAAGGGGGAGACGCCGUGGACGCCAUGA